Molecule: messenger RNA, 2128 nt
Organism: Neolamprologus brichardi
Lineage: Eukaryota; Metazoa; Chordata; Actinopteri; Cichliformes; Cichlidae
Source: RefSeq, a predicted model, not a curated record
CCUACCUUCCUCACAGCGAGUCUCCUCGGCUUGAUCGUUGUCUCUGCGUCACUGUGGUCGUGGGAAGGAUGCUGUCCUGCAAGCUCCUGGCUCUGCUGGGGCUCCUUGUGCUCUGCAAAGGCCAGGAGGAAAGUAAAGCAGGCGAAUCUUGUGAUAACUUCACCGACCUCGACCUGACCCACUGCUUCGUGGGAACCAGCCUGUACGUGCGACUCCUGCUCUACACUCGCUCCAACCUCGACUGUGGCCGCGAACUGAACCACCGCCACCUGUCCUCCCAGCCGCUCUUCAACCUCUCCCGUCCCACCGCCUUUGUCAUCCAUGGCUACCGGCCCACCGGCGCGCCCCCUAUCUGGAUCAACCACAUAGUCCACCUGCUAGCAGAGCAGGAAGACAUGAACAUCAUCGUGGUGGACUGGAACAAAGGGGCAGCCAACCUCAACUACUUCACUGCUGUGAGUUACACCAGAGAGGCCGCUCUCAACCUGACGGGCUUCAUCAUGACGAUGGAGGCUGAAGGAGCCUCUCUGAGCUCAGUUCACCUGAUCGGCGUCAGUCUGGGAGCUCACCUGGCUGGUUUUGUGGGAGCAAACCUGAAGGGGAAGAUUGGCCGUAUCACAGGGCUGGACCCUGCUGGACCGAUGUUCACCAGGGCCACGCCGGAGGAGAGGCUGGACCCUUCAGACGCCAUGUUUGUGGACGUCCUUCACACCGACAUGAACUCCUUUGGACUGAGAGGAGCUCAUGGCCACAUUGACUUCUACGCCAACGGAGGCGCCGACCAGCCGGGGUGUCCCAAAACCAUCUUUUCAGGUAAAUCUUACUUUGUGUGUGACCAUCAGCGCUCCGUCUUCCUGUUCCUGUGCGCUCUGAACCGAACCUGCACCCUCACCGGUUACCCCUGCUCGUCCUACAGCGACUUCCUGGACGCCCGCUGUCUGCAAUGCGAGGCCUUCAAACCGGCCUCAUGCCCCGUACUCGAGCUGAUGUACAGAGUGGACAUGGUGACAUGGAACCAGUACCUGCGCUGGGGGGUCGUCUACAUCCGGCUGCACAGCGGCAGGAACGUCACAGAGGCCCGAAUAGACCAUAAGCUGCUCCGGUUUGAGCAGUACACCUCCACGCGGCUGCUGGCCCAGUUCGAUGAGGAUCUGCAGCACAUCCAGAAGAUCUCCCUGCGAAUCAACACCGGCAACGUCAUCGGCCCUCGCUACAAAAUCCGGCUGCUGCGAAUCCGCUUCACGCCACUGGAGCUUCCUGAGAGGCCUUUGAUGUGCCGCUUCGACAUCAUCAUGGAGGAGAACAUAGAGGUGGCGUUUCGCCCUCUGCCCUGCGGCUCCCGCCUCUGACUGUAACACAGCCUAAUUCCCUCUUUGGAAACCCAUCGGACUCACCUGUAAUCCUAUUAGAGGACCCUCGGGCGUCCUCUGGGUGCUACAGGCUCUCCCAUCCCACCAGGCGGACCUGCGAGGGCCCCCACAGGAGAGCUGCCAGCCUCCUCGCCGUGCUGUGGAUUACUCCUGGUUUUAACAACCAGGAGCAUGAAAGCUAAUGAAAGUUAUGUUAAGCUACAAGAAAACUGAGAUUUUUAACAAGAUUCUGGAAGAAGCUGCUGCUGAGCUUCAUCGGUCUGCGUUCAUGUCGGGUUUAUCUAGGCACAAAACCCAACAACUGCACGACAAACAAGGCAAGAAGGCGCUCUCCGUGUUUGUGCGAGGGAAGUCAGCCAAAGUCGAGGAAAAGAUUCCUUCACCUGAACUCAACCAACUUCAACUGAUUCCUUUGCUAGAGCCCUUGUUAUUGUCAGCAAGCAAUCAUUCAUGAAUAUGCAAUUACAAAUACACAGGACAUUCUUAAGCAGUCAUAUCUGAACAACAUCAGUGUCUGUAUUCUGUGUGUAGGUGCGUAUAGAGCUUUUAAACAGUAUAAUGUCAUAAAAUCUGGAUUCAGGGAAAGAAGCGUUCCUGUGGCACUCCCAGGUGGAGUGAUUACCUGUAAUAUGUUGUCAUCAUUGCUUCUAAGCUUUCUGAUCUCCUGAGUUCAUGAUCACAUGGUUCUCUGCCUAAAACUGCCCAAAGAACAUCUCCCCUUUAAAGCAUGAACCAUGAAAUAAUUGCCACACAUAAUU